AUGGACCAAUUAGAUGCGCCGAUCCCGCUCGAAAUCGGGUAUUACGACCCGUUCUCGCUCUAUGCGCACCUCAAAAAGGACCUCGAGGCCAUCACGCGGAUUGAGAAGCUCCAUUGGAAGCCGGGUCCCGCCAGCUCGGUGCGCACCCUCAGUAACAUCAAACUCAACUACGUCCAGUCCACAGACAGCAAAUAUCUCAACUUCAUUUUCAUCACCAGCACCAGCAUAGACGAGUACCGCGCACGAGUGCGGCCUGUGGUCAAGCAAUGGCUCAACAACGUCAAGUCGGCCAAGCCGACGUCUGUCUACUUCAUAAUUCUGUACGAAAACACCGCGCACAUUUCGAGGGCAGAAAAACUGCUCAAAACCAACCUGCUAAACAAGCUGAAGACGGAUUUUGUCGACGACAUGCUCACGUUCGACAACAUCUUCAAAAUCAAGUCCAGCUACCCGUCAGCGGUCGAAAAAAGCGAAGCCUGGGCCGGCCUGGCCAACUCGGUCAAAAUAGGGCUUGUCGAGUCAAUUGGCCACCGACUCGCGUACUAUCGCUCGCGCGACACGCUCGACGGCAUGAACGAGCUUGCUCAUCUGUUUAUGAGCAUUGGACAGUUGGACGACGCGCUGCAAUGUUAUAAGGAUAUGAUUGCGAAGGUUGAUAAACUCGACCUCGCCGAGGGGAUUGAAAGCUGCUCGUUUGGAGACCUACCUCUUGCUGACAGCACGCCAGACAUUGACUACAAGUCGAGGUUCAAGCUCAAGGCGUUUUUCUACAAGCAGUCAGUGACCAUUUUGCGCAAAACGGCGACGAGCGAGGCUCUCAUGAUUCGCACCCAAAUGGAGUGGAUCCAGGUACUUUCGCGGUUUAUUGAGUCGUUCGACGAGAGCUACAAGAAGAACGAGAUAGCAGUGGUUUUGAUCACUGACUUUCUGAACAAUGCACACCUCCAGAAGCUGCUGGGUGGUGUCGAGCGAGACCUGGCCGAGCUGUACGAGAAGCUCGGCGACAUUAGAAUUUUACGACGCAACGAGCUGGUCAAACUUGCGCAUUGCAAGGGCUACGUGCUUGCCGGCUCUCUGGUGGACGUUCCGAUGCAUUCUGAGAAAUACGAGCUGUUUGACGAUACCGUUAAGAGCAUACUAGAUUCAGAAAGCAGGUUCCAGGAGUACGCCAUUGACGAGACGAAAAAAGUCAUUGAAGACUACUCCAAAGCGCAGUCGCGGCCGCGUACCGUCGACACGUUGUCGACCGAGCUGGCACUGAUUUAUUUCCACAACAUGAAGGAGCUGGAGACGUCGUUGGAGAUUUUGAACGACUCGUUCACCUAUUUCAAAAACUCCGAAUGGAAGUACAUCACGCUGGGCAUACUGAAGAUAUUCAUCGCCAAUCUCGAGCAGCUGAGCGCAACGUACGAGGACGUGCUGCCCGUGCUUUUGACGUCGUAUUUGGAGCUCGUCGCCAAAGACGAGCCGUUCGAAUCGGACAAGUUUUCCAAGAUUCUCGACAACCUGACCGAUCUUGUGGUAUUUGAGUCUGCCGACCUGUUUGACUGCGAGCUCGCUCCCUGCAUCGACCCGGCCGGCGUCGAUACGUACGAGCUGGGAGUGCGGAUCACCAGCAAAAUAGUGCUGCCGGUGGACGAGAUUAUCGUGAAUUUCGAUAGCACACAAUUCCGGCUUGGUAGCUGCUCUCUGGAAAAACACAGCAACUAUAAGUUGGAGUCAAAGGACCUGGUGUGUGGUGAUUUGGAAGCCCGGAGCGUUGUGGUACGCUCUGGCAAGCUGGAAAUCCGCAAGCCGCUCGACUUGCGUGUUUUUGCAUAUCCGAUUGAGCAAUUCUACAAAAACGGCCACCUUUAUCAAAACACCGUGAUAGAUGCCGUUAUUCCGCGAGUCAGAGACCUCAACAGGGACGAGAUCAUGCUGGUCGCCAAGGUUGGCUCUGAGCAGCUCUCACGUUGCGAGUUUGUGUUCCACAAGACAGAUAUCGACCGAAUGGUGCCCAAGGCAGAGUAUUUGGUUGAGAGUGACGGAAAAGUUGUUGAAACGGAGGUCGAAAAUGACAUGGACCAGCUGGUGUUCAAGUGCAACUGUCCGUUUUCUCCCGGCUCGACGGUGACCGUGAGAAUUCCGUAUUUUUUCCCGCCAGAGGUGUCCAACACGCUCGUGCCGUUGUCGUUUGGACUGGUCUUUGGCGACCGCUCCGUGUAUCUGACCAAGGACCUGGACACCCAGCUUCAGAUUGCGGUCUCGGUGCAGGACAUCUUCAAAUCGGCGCAGCUGUUCUCUAAUUACUCCAUCAACUCGCCGAUCCACAACCGCCCCGUCAGGGUGCAGAAGGUGGACCUAACGUCGCAGAACUCGACGGUGGUCACGUGGAAGCAGCCGCGCAACAUUAUUGCGUUCAACGACCAGGGGUCGACGUUUUUCUACAAGAUCGAGAGUCUCAGCGACGAGAGUCUGAACCUGCAAAUCGACUACAACGACAUUGAGGACGAGAUAGUUGUUGGGCUUGAGAAAAUGUUCCACAAACAGAUUCUGGACGAGGAGCCGGAAUUAAUUAAAUACUCGAGUCUUCUGCGCACAUUUUUCAGGGCACAGAAACCAAAGCUCAACCAUUACUCUUUGACGAACUGCAUCAAGACUGACCCAUUUGAAACCAAAGUCCACCAGAGAGUGCUUUCGCGACUGCAUCCUGCCGACGUCCAGAGUCUUGCCGACAAACUGCGGGACUUCUUUGGCCGCAGCUACGACGUUUCUCCGGAUCUGCAACAGGAGCUCAUCUCCGCGUCCUGGAAACAACUCAACAUAGUGGUCACGCUCCCUGUGAUCAACACAAUCAACAUUGUCGAGUUCCGGUUUGCCAAGCAGCUGCAGUACCUAGUGUGCGAACCAAUCCACGCACGUCUGUCGCUCCACGUUAUUCUCUUUAAAUUGGAAGAAAAGGAGAACAAAAAGGUGCGGUUCCAGAACGAGCCGGAGAUCCCAAAAAACAUCAACCUCAAGCUGGAUCUUGUGGAGAACGAGAACAACUGGCUUAUCGCCGGCCUCAAGAACUUCGACCUCGAAUUGGACCUCCAGAACGACAAAAGCGCCGCGUACGAGUUCGAUCUCGUUCUCACGCCGCUGCGUGUGGGCAAAUUGGAACUGCCGCGGGUCGAAAUCAGAAACAAGUCCGACUUCCAGAUCCAGAUGGAGCUCGACUACAAAAAUAGCUCCGAAAACCUGCUGGUGGUCUCUGAACUCAACAAAGUGACGUAUUCAUUCUAG
Messenger RNA from Ogataea angusta, 3267 nucleotides. RefSeq lists its product as uncharacterized. Lineage: Eukaryota; Fungi; Ascomycota; Pichiomycetes; Pichiales; Pichiaceae. Gene Ontology annotation, biological process: early endosome to Golgi transport; intra-Golgi vesicle-mediated transport. The transcript has a single exon. The record is from RefSeq and is a predicted model, not a curated record. Gene Ontology annotation, cellular component: TRAPPII protein complex. The coding region runs from base 1 to 3267 and encodes 1088 amino acids.